Molecule: messenger RNA, 370 nt
Organism: Morus notabilis
Lineage: Eukaryota; Viridiplantae; Streptophyta; Magnoliopsida; Rosales; Moraceae
Product: nucleobase-ascorbate transporter 12
Exons: 3
Biological process (GO): transmembrane transport
Cellular component (GO): plasma membrane
Molecular function (GO): transmembrane transporter activity
Source: RefSeq, a predicted model, not a curated record
UUCCAAUUGGUCUAUAUGGGUUCCAGCACUACCUGUCGAUACUGGGUUCAUUGAUUCUCAUUCCUCUUGUCAUGGCUCCCGCAAUGGGUGGCACCCCUGAGGACACUGCGGAUAUGGUAUCAACAGUGCUCUUUGUGUCUGGAGUAACCACGCUGUUGCAUACGUCUUUAGGUUCGAGGUUACCCUUGAUACAAGGUCCAUCAUUUGUUUACCUGGCUCCUGCCUUAGCAAUUAUCAACUCCCCGGAAUUUCGAGGACUCAAUGGAAAUAGUUUCAAGCAUAUUAUGAAGGAGCUACAGGGGGCUGUAAUUAUAGCUUCAACUUUCCAAGCAUUACUUGGAUAUAGUGGAUUGAUGUCAUUAUUUUUAAG